Sitodiplosis mosellana (orange wheat blossom midge) is the source of this 7499-nucleotide messenger RNA. It is a transcript of the gene PDZ-GEF, whose product is annotated as rap guanine nucleotide exchange factor 2. Lineage: Eukaryota; Metazoa; Arthropoda; Insecta; Diptera; Cecidomyiidae. Gene Ontology annotation, molecular function: guanyl-nucleotide exchange factor activity; protein binding. Gene Ontology annotation, biological process: Ras protein signal transduction; positive regulation of GTPase activity. The transcript is spliced from 19 exons. Gene Ontology annotation, cellular component: plasma membrane; apical plasma membrane. Bases 1922 to 7339 code for a protein of 1805 amino acids. The record is from RefSeq and is a predicted model, not a curated record.
UGAAUGUGUUGCCAUGCGUACGAUUCGAUGGAAUGCAAUAAAUUGUCACGAGAGAGCGCGUUCAGUGUGUGCCAGCAUGAAUCGUGACGAUGUGUUGGUGUGUUUGUUUGCACCUACCAUACGAGAGAGAAAAAAAAACGUCGAUAGUCACGCAGAAAAGGAGAAAAUACGUUCAAUGCUAACUAUGGAUGGCACACAAACACAUACGUACGUGCAACGCGUUAUAGAGUGGCAGGCAAGCAGGCAGUACCAGCAGCAGCAACAACAACCGUCAUAUAUAUAAAACAAUACACAUAUACACACUAGCACACACGCACACAAUGUAAACGAAAAAGAAACAGGCCGAAAAAAAUUCUCCAUUUUUACAUGGCGUAUACGCAUACAUCAGCAUAAACUCUCUCGCACGACAAGACGACGGGAGUGAACGUAGAGUUGGAAAUAAAAACAACAUACUAAACAUAUUUCAUAUUUGUAUAAAUAAAUUCUAUCAUUUUUUUUGCUUCCAUUGUUUUAUUUAUUUGGAAAAUCGAAACAGCAAAUCAAACAGUGCAACUUUUAUCACAUAUCCGUUUUGGUAGAGUGUGGUUUUUUUAAAUUCCUUGUUUUAUGUAUUUCAACAACAACAACAAAAAAACUAUCUAUCUGUCUGUAUCAUCAAAAGAGAAAUAUGUUUUUAAAAGCAUUUUUGUGACUGUGUGUAUUAAUUGCAACGCGAACGGAAAAGGCAAACUUCAGUGGACAAAAAAGUCAUUCUUUAUUCGUAUGUGAUUUCGGUGUGUGUCCGUGUAUGUGAAUGAGCUGCUAUUUUUUUUUACUUCUUACUCUUCAUUCUUUCAGUUCAUUCGUCUUGGGAAUACGCAUACACAAAUGUAUAUUCAUUGAAUAAAAAAAAUAGACUUAGUUUUUGAAACGAAUAAAAAAAACCAAAUCAAAUACAGGAGAGAAAGAUUCUAAUUUGUUCGACAGAUAGCACACGUAUGUGAGAAUAGCAGUAGACCUUGCCGAGACCAUCCAACGUAUGAAAACGACCGAUACAGCAACAGUUAUAGUUCUGAGUGCUUUGAUUUGUGUGUGAAAGUGAAACGUAUCAAAACGAAAAGAUCGGAAAUUCAGUGAAGUGAAGAGUGAAAACAUAUGAGACAUCCACAUCGAAGUGGAUUUCGCUUCAAAAAAUGAGUCGAUUUUGAAAGCAUGACAUAACCCCGUUGCAUAUUUCCGAUUCGAAUUUUUGUUGAACGAUGAAGAGAAUGCAUGCCUGUGAAUCAUAUGAUUACAAACAGAAGUGAAGAAGAUCGAAAACAACGCCAACGGAGACAAUUGAUAGAAACAAUUUGAAAACAAGGGAAAAGAAAAGAAAAAUAAAACGAACCCACUCAUAUUGAACGUGCAAAAGGAAGUGCAACGAACAGUGUACAAUAUUUCAUCGGCGAUCAUUUCCAUUCAACAUUCAACAAAUCAUCGUGUUCCAACCGCACAAUUUUUCACAACAACAGCUAAAGCAAUUUUUCACAACAACACACAACAUUCGUGUCAAAAUGCUGAUACCAUUGAACAUUCUUUAAAUGACUGCGCAAUUUCAUUCUAAAUGGAGGAUUUAAAGCAUUCCACGACUAAAUUAAAGCAAACGGAUUACGAGGAAAUCAAAUGCAUAGUUCAUAUGAGCAAUAACAAACUACAUUGUGUUCUUUCGAAAUAAUUUUUUUUCUGCCCAUAUCGACCCGAUCAUACCGAGAAAAAAAACGAAACCGAUACGAUAAAUUGUGUUCAAUAUAAAGCCAAUAUCUGGGUAUGGAGAUGAAUCUUCGAAAAAUAGUCAGUGUUGAAGCAAAAGUUGCGAGAAUUUUGUGACUUUGUUCAAAUCAAAUGGUAUUCUGGAAAUUCGAUUGAGAGAAAAGAGAGUGGGAAAAAAACAGAAGGAGCAAUGUUAAAGCAUUAUUAUGUAUCGCCGAAGAAGCGGUCAAAGUCUCAGAGCUCGGAAAUGAGCGAUGGAAGUGAUACAGCGACAUCGUGCAUCGAGCAUCACGAGUAUUUGAAUGAUUUUGUCCGUGCGACGAAGAUUAUUUCACGAAAGGCAUUCCACAGUUUCCAUGAGAUUACAUCGAGCGAGCCGAAUGUUAGCAUUGCAACAUCGCAUGCUGGCUUCAUGCAGGCCACGGUGUCGGCUUCAUCGUCCGGCGAUCCAAAUGAUCCUGAGCACAGUUCGGAAAACACGACACCCAUCCAAACACCACAAAAAUCAUAUGAGACACGCUUAACUCGUAUGCGAUUGGCACAUGCAUUCAACAAUGCUGUUACAUAUAGUCGGAGCCGUUUGGCCCAUUUACCAGCCGGAGCCAGUUUCUGUGCAGCUCACAUUAGUGCCCAUGGCGGACUGGGGCACAUAGACACUACGACCACGUCAGGACUCAUCCCACCCGUUCGCCGAUGGAACUCGUUCCAUUCAACACGCGGUGAAUGUCACCCGAAUAAAUUUCGACGAGAACGAAAAUCCACAUCACCUUCAAUCGUUAUUAGCAGGAGGAAUGGUGAUGGUUUUCGUCAGCUGAGUGAGUGUUUCGUGUCCGAGACACAGGAAAUACUAGCUACAGACGAAUCUGAAAUAGGUAGUGUAGCAGCAGAAGCAGCAUCCAAAAUCGACGAUUUAAUUAGAAACGAUAACGGCGACGAAGAAAUAGAAGACGUCGACGAUAUUGAUGCAAUAAUUGGUGUUGCAAUUCCCAAACCGAAAAUCAUGGACCCACCGCAACACCACACGCUGCACUCAUCGCAGACAGCUCUAUCGGCAAAUGUCAAGCGGUUUGGCGGCGGCCGACCAGAAUUAUACCAAAAGUGCAAUCGCGGCUCCCAUUCAAGUGACACGAGCUCAGCGUAUAGUGGAUCAGACACAAUGACAUCAGUACAUAGUUCAUCGUUAGAUGCCGAUGAGGUGGACCUCUCGGGCUUAGUGGAAUCGGUGGUCGAUUCGGAUGAGGAAGAUUUGGCAGAAAGCAUGGAUAGUUUAGCUGUGCGUGAUACGGUUCGUGAGUGCUUAGAAAAGGAUCCAACCGAUCGGACGGAGGAAGACAUAGAAACGUUGCUUGAAUUUACGAAAAACCUGCAGGCAUUCACAAACAUGACAUUAGCUGUAAGACGAGCAUUGUGCUCGGUGAUGGUGUUUGCGGUGGUUGAGAAGGCCGGCACAACGGUGAUGAAUGAUGGUGAGGAGCUUGAUUCGUGGAGCGUGCUAAUCAAUGGCCACGUUGAAGUUGAAUAUUCAAACGGUGAGACGGAUGAGCUGCAAGUUGGUGAUAGCUUUGGUAUACUGCCAACAAUGGAUAAACUGUAUCACAAAGGAGUGAUGAAAACCAAAUGCGAUGACUGCCAGUUUGUGUGCAUCACACAAACCGACUACUAUCGUAUUCAACAUCAGGGUGAAGAGAACACAAAACGGCACGAAGAAAAUGGACAGCUAGUUAUGGUCACUGAGCUACGGCAUGGUACGAUGGAAGGCAGUGUACGUCGUGGACAUGUCGUUAUUCGGGGAACACCGGAACGUUUAAUGGUUCAGUUGAUCGAGGAGAAUUCCAUGACAGAUCCAACAUAUGUGGAGGACUUUCUGUUGACCCACCGCACAUUCAUUCCAUGCGCGCAGAACGUACUGCGACAAUUGUUGCAAUGGUUCGAAAGUGAAUCAACGCAUCCCGCCCAAACGACUGCGACGCCAAUACAAAUUCGCGACCGAGUCACACGUGUGAUUCUGUUAUGGGUAAAUAAUCAUUUUACGGAUUUCGAAACAGAUCAGAUGAUGAUGAAAUAUCUGGAACAGUUCGAAAAUGGUUUGGAGAAUAAGAAUAUGCAUGAACAAUUACAUUUGCUACAUAUCGCGUGUGCGGCCAAAGCUCGAACUCGAGUUGUGACACUGGCACGAUCUUCGCGCGACGAAGACCUACACUUUAGUAUUAUUGGUGGCUAUGAGAAGGGUGGAUGCGGCAUUUUCAUAUCAAAUGUCGAUAAGAAAACCAAACCCGAGGAUGUCGGAUUGAAGCGGGGCGAUCAAAUUCUCGAAGUGAAUGGCAACAGUUUUGAACAUAUGAAAUUGGCCCGGGCACUUGAACUGAUGACUGGCACAACACAUUUGUGCCUGACGGUCAAAAGCAAUUUGCUUGCAUUCAAAGAAAUGCUACAAACACCCGACAACAAUUCACCACGCCCAAGAUCCAGCCGACGAACGAUGGCUUCUUCCGAAUUGGCACGAUUGCACUCGCAGAAUAGUCAACGUGUCCGAUUAUCUUCCGCCGAUAUUCUAACGAGCUCAUCACAAUUCGACCAAACCGAUUGUGCUUCCGUAACAAAUAUCGAUUCGUCAUCGGUUCAUAUGCCAUUCUCAUCGAAUCUUCCACCGACGGCAGCGAAAAAAGACUCGGCCACUUCCAUAUCAUCAUCGCAAAUUGUACCGCCGUCUUCAGCAAGCAAAAGUGGCAGCGGCUUCAUGACCCUCGGGCCAAAACGUCGCUUACAAAAAGCUCUCAUCAAAAUGAAUCUGUAUCCGAAAAAUGCUGGCGCUGCUCUCCUUCUCGAUACAGACGAUCAGGAAACGCAAUCAGCUAGCUCAUCGCCCAUAUCCACGACAUCGCCCUCAAAUGGCCCAGCCACCACAAUAACAACCCCAACGCCAACCGGUUCGAUCGGAUCAAAUUGUUCGAUAGCCACAUCAACAACAUCAUCGCAUACGGGUGAUUCAGCCUCAUUAGCCAAUGUUAGUGCAACAAACAAAACCAGCGGUAGCAAUUUAUACCAUUCACAAAGUAAUCCAGACUUAACAACGAUCUAUUAUGAGGAUUUGCGUGUAUCCGACUAUCCCGAGCAUGUGCUCAAAGUGUACAAGGCUGAUCAGAGUUGUAAAUAUCUGCUGGUACACAAAGAAACUACCGCCCAUGAAGUGGUCAUGUUGGCAUUGCAAGAGUUUGGCAUCCAUGAGACUAGUUCAAAUUUUUCACUGUGUGAAGUGUCGGUUGGCGACGGUGGUAUGAUCAAACAACGUCGUUUACCCGAUCAGCUACAAAAUUUGGCCGAACGCAUCGGUUUGGCGGCACGAUAUUACCUUAAGACAAACGGUAUUACAGAAACACUUGUACCUGAUGACAUGGCGCCGGAACUGGUACGCGAAUCGGCUGUCCACUUUUUACAGUUGAAUGCAAAUGAAGUGGCCAUUCAAUUGACCGUUCAAGAUUUUGCAAUCUUCCGCCAAAUCGAAUCGACAGAAUAUGUUGAUGAUUUAUUUGAAAUCCCGAGCAAUUACGGUGUGCCAAUGUUGAAACAAUUUUCCGAACUAGUCAAUAGAGAAAUGUUUUGGGUUGUGACCGAAGUGUGUAGCGAAUACAAUAUGGUCAGGCGAAUGAAAAUUGUAAAGCAAUUUAUUAAAAUUGCCCGCCACUGCAAAGAAUGCCAAAAUUUCAAUUCAAUGUUUGCAAUAUUGUCGGGUUUGGGCCAUGCGGCCGUAUCACGAUUGCGUCUGACAUGGGAGAAAUUGCCAUCGAAAUAUCAAAAACUAUUCAAUGACUUACAAGAGCUCAUGGAUCCAUCACGGAAUAUGUCGAAAUAUCGGCAGCUUGUGUUGACUGAACUCAACGAACAGCAUCCAAUCAUUCCAUUUUAUCCAGUUGUUAAGAAGGAUUUGACAUUCAUUCAUCUGGGUAACGAUACAUACGUGGAAGCGCUAGUUAAUUUCGAGAAAUUACGUAUGAUUGCUAAAGAAAUACGUAGCUUAACGCAUAUGUGCAGUUCACCAUACGAUUUACUCACGAUGCUCGAGCUCAGAGGACAACCGCCCAGCUCGGCCAUGGUGGCACUCAAUCAAAUGGUACACAAUGUACAUAACGUACAAAAUGUUCACCCACAAAAAGUGCAUACGCAUAAUACGCAUAGUAGUGGCAUGUCUGCAUUAGCGUCCACAUUGGGCGCGCUAGCCGUAGGCGCAUCAGGUCAGGCCACCGUAAAGAGGCGGAAAAAGUCUGCAGCAGCACCAAACCCAAAGAAAAUGUUUGAAGAAGCGCAAAUGGUGCGACGUGUUAAGGCUUAUUUGAACAACAUCAAAGUGAUAACCGACGAAGACAACCUGCAUCAAUUUUCGCUGGAAUGUGAACAAAGUGGCGGUUCGGCGCCGAGUUCGGUUACGAUACGAAAACGUCAUCCGUCGCCCACAUUGUCAACCACCAGUUCGACCAGCUCAACGAGUGAGGGCAAAAAGGUUCAGAUGGCCGGCGGAGUUGCUAUUAUUACAAAUAACGAUCCACAUGAUCGGCGACCGCCAAAAUUUGGGGCCGCAUCACCUCAGGCAGUCAAAAAGCUUCUGUCUCUGUCGGAGCAAACAAAGACACGGCCGCACCAACCGCGAUUUACCAAUCUAAUGACGCACGUUGGAACCGGUAAUACAACCAACAGUUUUGGCAUGUGCGCCAAUACAACAGCGUCCAUUGGCUUGGUAGCCACUGAUACACUUCGACAAUCAUCCGGAUUACCAUCACUAUACUAUCAUCACAGUAAUUCCGGUUUGCCAACGUUAUCAUCUAGUCCUUCGUCAACACCUUCGCCGAAUGCUCAUCGAACACAAGGUUCAGUGCCGUAUUCAGCGCAUAAUUAUGGAUUUGGUAAUCAAACGAGUAACGCAUGUGUCAAUAACACUGGGAUCGCUUGUUUACCAGCUCGUGCUGUUCACGAGAGAUCACAUUCCGAUGGAACAACCGCGCCACCAUUGCCAUCGGUGGAUUUAUCGAUGGAAAGUAGCAGUGUCACAUCACUGAGCAAUUUACCCCUUCGUAAACAUCCAAUAACAGGCUCAUUAACAUCGAAUGAUAGCGGACAUGGAUCAUACAUUCCGAGUGGAAGUGGCAGCGGUGCCGUCAGUGAUUUUCAUUCCGAUAACUUUAAUGGCAGCAGUAACAAUGGUGGUGGUGGUGGUCUAUAUCAAGUUGCAUGUUCUAUUGUUCACAAUUCACCCAAUGAUCGUUUCCAUCCGCAACGACGUCAUUCGGCUAUAUCGCACGCAUAUCCAGGUCACAAUGUUGGCAUCAGUGCACCGCAUUUACUGCCAGCGAAUGCAUCGCAUGUGAAAAACUGUACAAAUCUGAUAGCUGGAACCGGCAAUGGGGCAAUAAACAGUGUCGGUGUCGGUAAUCGUUUGCCACAAGUUCCGCCAGCGUACAAUGUAGCUGCACAACGUGCUCUAUUGCAUCGGCUAGGGAGAGCGCAUAGUCAUGAAGGCGUAACGUCUUCCAUAAGCAUAUCAUCAGCACCGUUAGGCUUCUAUCAACCCAACACUGAAGACACUGAUGACGAUGGUGCACAGGUGUCGGCUGUGUAAGCAAAAUCAAUCAUCAAAUUCAGUUUCCUUUUGUCUUUCCAAUUUCAUCAAGUAAAACAUACGAUUCAUCAAUGUACCAACUACACUUAUUGUGUAUAAGCCAAAUAUCAACAAGGAAUUUUAAGCACAAAACAAAAACUAUACAUAACAAAAAAAGAAA